AUGAACCUCAAAGAUAUUACCGAUCCGUCAGAUUUCAAAACUACAAAAUUGCCUGCAUUAGCUGAGCUAGAUAUUUUAAAGAGAUGUUAUAUAUGCAAAGAUCUAUUGAAUGCUCCGGUGAGAACACAAUGUGAUCACACGUAUUGUUCACAAUGCAUACGAGAAUACCUCCUUCGAGAUAACAGAUGUCCGCUUUGUAAAACAGAAGUUUUUGAGAGUGGACUAAAGCGUGAUCCAUUGUUAGAAGAAAUUGUCAUUAGUUAUGCCUCGCUUAGACCUUAUCUAUUACGAUUAUUGGAGAUUGAGAAGGUGGAGAAGCAGGUAAAAGACUGUGGAGAAUCAGCCAAUAACUCAACGGUGAAUGGUAAGAAAACUAUAAACAACGAUGUUGACGAAACUGUGCGCGUUAGGUAUCAACUGAUUGCAGAUGAACAAGGGCAAGCUCAAGAUGAGACACAAGUCAAUGGACAGACUACCGAAGUCAUUCUGCUACUUUCUGAUGAUGAAGAUAACAGUUCUGAUAACCUAGUAAAAUGUCCUGUUUGUUUUGAAAGAAUGGAGUUGGAUGUACUACAGGGAAAGCAUAUUGACGACUGUCUAAGUGGAAAGAGCACGAAGAGAACACCUACAGACAUCUUAUCCCCAAAAGCCAAACGACCGAAACAAAUUACUUCCUUUUUUAAGCCAACAAUAGACACUAAAACACCUUCCCCACCUGCUAGUAAGGUAUCAACUCCAACAACAACAACGUUGAAAACAAACAAUACAUCACCAUCCCUAGUGGUGCAAAGUACAGCUCACAAGGGCAAACCAUUACCUAAACUCGAUUUUAGCAGUUUGAGUACUCAAAAAAUUAAAGCCAAAUUGAGUGAUUUGAAAUUGCCCACAAUAGGUAGUAGGAGUGAACUAGAAGCCAGGUAUUUACAUUACUACGUGAUUUAUAAUGCCAACCUUGAUUCCAAUCAUCCUGUAAAGGAAUCUGCUUUGCGUCAACAGUUGAAGCAAUGGGAAAUGGUCCAGCACCAACCGUCAUUUGGUGAUGCAGAAUGGAAAGGGGCUGAAACUGGUAACUGGAAAGAACUCAUUGCAAGGGCACGUAGUAACUGA
This is a messenger RNA of Candida dubliniensis CD36, 1107 nucleotides long. It is a transcript of the gene RAD18, whose product is annotated as E3 ubiquitin-protein ligase. The record is from RefSeq and is a predicted model, not a curated record. Gene Ontology annotation, biological process: protein monoubiquitination; DNA damage tolerance. Gene Ontology annotation, cellular component: nucleus; Rad6-Rad18 complex. NCBI's taxonomy places the organism in Eukaryota, Fungi, Ascomycota, Pichiomycetes, Serinales, Debaryomycetaceae. Gene Ontology annotation, molecular function: single-stranded DNA binding; ubiquitin protein ligase activity. Bases 1 to 1107 code for a protein of 368 amino acids. The transcript has a single exon.